AUGGAAUCGGAGAUUUUAAUCAACGGUCAGCUCGAUCUCGGCGACAUGGCGGAUUUCAUCGCAGGCGACGCCUGCGACUUCGGCGACUGCUUCUCCGACGACGAGUUCGACGUUGACGAAUUGGAGCGGCGCAUGUGGAAGGAUCGCCUGAAGCUGAAGCGAAUCAAGGACGGCCAGAAGGCUAAAGACGGCGAGGUAGCAACUCCGGCAGAUGACGCGCGAGAUGCGGCGGGAGACGCGGCGGCGGAUGAGCCGAAGGACGGGGGACCGGAGGACGAGCAGAAGACGCGGCAGCGGCAGUCGCAGCAGGACCAGGCGCGGAGGAAAAAGAUGUCGCGCGCUCACGAUGGCAUACUUAAAUACAUGCUUAAGAUGAUGGAGGUGUGUAACGCGCAGGGGUUCGUGUACGGGAUUAUCCCCGAAAAAGGGAAGCCAGUUGGCGGAAGCUCCGACAAUUUGCGCGCGUGGUGGAAGGAUAAGGUGCGGUUCGACCGCAACGGCCCCGCGGCGAUUGCGCGCUACACCGCGGAGCAGGCCGCCGCUUCUUCCGCCGCCGCUGCCGCCGCCGCGGGGGGAAACGGCAGCGUGUUUCCCGGCGGGAUGGUCCCAGGCGCGGGCGGAAUCGGCGGGAGCGGAGUUUCCGCGCUCGCGACGCCGCAGACGCUGCAGGAGCUGCAGGAUACGACGCUGGGAUCGCUGCUCUCCGCGCUGAUGCAGCACUGCGACCCGCCGCAGCGGAGAUUUCCGCUCGAGAAGGGCGUUCCGCCGCCCUGGUGGCCUUCCGGGGAGGAGCACUGGUGGCCGCAGCUGGGGCUGACACGUGGCACCGGCCCGCCGCCGUACAAGAAACCGCACGAUUUGAAGAAGGCGUGGAAGGUGGGCGUGCUGACGUCAGUGAUUCGGCAUCUGUGUCCUGACGUGGCGCGCAUUCGGAAGCUGGUUCGUCAGAGCAAGUGCCUGCAGGAUAAGAUGACGGCGCGCGAGAGUGCCACGUGGAACGCCGUGCUGGACCAGGAGGAGGCGGAGAUUCUCAAAGCGCAAGGGCGGCUCGAAGACGCGGCGAAAUUCGAUCCGUUUGCUGUCGGAUCGCCCGUAAGGGCCCCCGGCGCGGGCGCGUUCGAGCGCGACGGCGGAAUUGGCGGAGGGAUUGGCGGAGGAAUCGGGGGAGGCAUCCGCGGAGCGGACUUGUCGGGCGUGGACACGAACGCGCUUCUGGCGGAAAUUCUGAGCGGAAAGAUGCGCGCCGGCGCAAUAGAAGCGGGGGAGGAUAAGCGGAGCUUCAAACUAUCCGCGGCUGGUAACGGGGCGGACUAUGACGAGUACGCGCCUGAAGGACCUGGCCGCUCGGCUGGCCGCGUCAAGACGGAGCAAGAAUUUAUGAAUAUCCCCGCUACAGUGUUCUCCGGUACAAGCAGCCUCACCAGCGCUUCUGCCGCCGCCGCCACUGCUGCUGCUGCCGCUUCGCUCACGCAGGGUGCCGGGUCUUUAGCCCCUGAGCACCGGGUUUUUCUCUGCCCGUUCGACCGCUGCCCGAAGCACCAGUGGAGCAACGCCUUUGCUGACCGCAACUCCCGGAACCUCCACCAAGCCUCCUGCCCGUUCCGCCCGAAGCUCUCAGGUUCGGGAUCCCCUGCUCCUGCUGGCGCUGCUGGCGUCGCUGGUGCUAAUAUCGGUGGUGCUUAUAGCGGUGGUGGCAACAGCUGCCCCAUUCGCAGAAGUGCGAGUGCCUCUUCCUUCCUUCCUUCUGAAAGUCCCGCCGCCGCCGCUGGCGCCGCCGGCGCUGCUGGUGUGGCUGGUUCUGCUGGUGGUUCGGCUGUAGCGGGUGGUGGCGGCAGCAGCAAGCCGUCUGGCAAGGACCCUGCCGCGUUCGCGACCGCGGCUGCUACAGCCGCCGCCAUCAAGGCGAGCAUGCAGCAGGCCGGCAUGCAGCAGCAUGGUCAACAAAGUCAAUCCAAGUCAAGGCUCUCAAACUCCUCCCGUGCCCCUCCCCCUCCCGCCGCUCCUGCUGCAAAGCCUGCUGCUGCUGCACAGCCAGUAUCCCAUCCGAAUUUCCCUUACAACAACCACCAGCAGCACCAGCAGCAGUACCAUCAGCAGCAGCAGCAGCAGCAGCACCAUCAGCAUCAAGCUCAGCUGUUGAGGCAAGGAAGCUUCCCGGGUGAUUCCUUCCACCCGCCUCCUGCCAUCGGCCUGCCGACAGGAGCUGCCCCGGGCAGCGGGCAGUAUGGAGAAAUGUUUCCGGGGAUGAUGUUUGGGCAGCCUGGCAGCAUGAUGGGUAUGGCAGGAAUGGGACCACCAUCCAUGCAUCACCAUCACAUGGCACAUGCGGCACAUGCCGCACAUGCAGCGCAUGCGUCGGCCCAUCCGUUUGCCUUCCACAUGGCCUCCAUGGGCCACCCUUUCCCAGCUUACAACAGCAUGGCUGGUGGCAUUGCCAUUGGUCAGCAGCAACAGCAGCAGCAACAGCAGCAGCAGCAGCAGCAGCAGCAGCAGCAGCAGCAGGGAGAGGAGAUGCGACAGCAGCAGCAACAGCAGCAUCCGAGUCAGCAUCAACACAAGAGCAGCAGCACUGGUAACUCUGCUAAUAAUCAAUUCACUCGUCUGUCCGUUCUCCUCCCAUCUGCCACGCCUGCUGCUUCUGGUGCUCCCUCCAUCUCACCCCGUCUUGCUGCUAUCAUCGCUCAGCAACAGCAGCAGGAAGAGUUAAUCGCAACCGUUGGAUCGUGGGCCAAGGGCCAGCUCCAAACCAGGAUGAAGCGCCGAGCCUUGUCGGACCUCCAAGCCUUGGUGCCUGGCGAGCGCUCGCUCGGCCGGACCAUGACCGAACCUAUGGCGGAGGUCCGGGGCGAAGGGAGCGGGGCAGAGGGAAGUGGUGCUGGUGAUGCUGGUGCAGGGCAUUUCGGUGGGUUUGAGAAGUUGGCAGGAGAGGAGUGUGGGAUGGGUGGUGGGGGGGGUGCUGACGAGCUAGGUAUGUGGGAUGGGGGCAUGAUGGGGAGUUAUGGCGGCAGCAACGGCGGCAGUGGCAGCGGCGGUGGCAGUGGCGGCAGCGGUGGUGGUGCUGCUGCUGGUGCUGGUGGUGUUGAUGGUCAUGAGAACAUGUUCGGGAUGGGUGAUGCUGCUGCAGCACUGGCAGGAGGGAUGGCUGGAGGAAUAGCAGGAGGGUUGGGAGGAGGUUUGGGAGGAGGCCUAGCAGGGCUAGGAGGGGGACAUGACUCCAUGAGGCUGAUGGGUCAAUUGAUGAACGACGAUUUGCACUACUUCAGUUGCUGA
This is a messenger RNA of Closterium sp. Naga37s-1, 3270 nucleotides long. NCBI's taxonomy places the organism in Eukaryota, Viridiplantae, Streptophyta, Zygnematophyceae, Desmidiales, Closteriaceae. The record is from the annotation of a GenBank genome assembly.